Molecule: messenger RNA, 900 nt
Organism: Eruca vesicaria subsp. sativa (arugula)
Lineage: Eukaryota; Viridiplantae; Streptophyta; Magnoliopsida; Brassicales; Brassicaceae
Source: the annotation of a GenBank genome assembly
AUGGCCGAGUUGACUCAGUCCGAGGUCGUUUACUCCCCUCGGUCGCUUCAACUGUGGAAGACUCUCGUGAACUGCCUCGCGUUCUUCUACCAGAUCUUCCUCCAGAUCCUCCGCGCCGUAGGCUACCAUCCUCUCCUCUCUUCCUCAGCUAAAUCCACCGCCGAUGGUUUUAAACCCUUACCUAACAUCGAAUUGCUCGAAACGGCGCCGGAUUCUCCCACCUCCGUAGAAAUUCACUCCUCUAGCGAUGGUGAACGCAGCCGCUUGCAGAGACUCAAGGUAGUUCUUGACUUGGAUGAGACGUUAGUUUGUGCAUACGAGACGUCUAGUCUACCUGCUGCUUUGCGUAAUCAGGCUGUUGACGCUGGACUAAACUGGUUUGAGCUGGAGUGCUUGUCAUCUGACAAGGAAGUUAAUGGGAAACCUAAGAUCAACUACGUCACGGUGUUUGAACGUCCAGGAUUGCACCACUUCUUAGAGCAACUUAGCCACUUUGCUGAUCUUGUUCUCUUUACCGCUGGUCUUGAAGGAUAUGCCAGACCACUUGUGGACAGGAUAGAUACCAGGAAUGUACUCAGCAACCGACUUUAUCGACCUUCAACAGUCAGCACGCAAUACAGAGAUCACGUGAAGGAUCUGUUAAGCACAUCAAACAACAUGUCUAGGACAGUGAUUGUUGACAACAAUCCUUUCAGCUUCUUAUUGCAACCAUCAAAUGGGAUUCCAUGUGUUGCGUUUUCCGCAGGGCAGCCAAAUGACACUCAGCUUUUGGAUGUUAUACUUCCACUUCUGAAACAACUCUCUGAGGAAGAAGAUGUAAGACCGACACUUUAUGAUCGUUUCCACAUGCCUGAAUGGUUUGAGAAGCAAGGCAUACCACCUUCGUGCUGGAGACCUUAG